AUGUCGUCUCUCGUCGAAAUCGCCUCGAAGCCCGAGAACCUCGAGCUUCUGGCUGAAGGAAAGACGAAGCAAAUUUACAAUAUCAAGGGCGUAAAUGUAAGUUUUCUUCUGUUCAAAUCCCCGAAAUGGACCGAAUGCUCCAGUUGUUCAGGACUACGUGCUGAUCCGCUCAAAAGACUGUCUGACUGCUUUCAAUGCUGUACGAAAGAACGAACUGGAGGGAAAGUCGAAGAUUGCGAGUCAGACGACCGUCAACGUGUUCGAGUACCUCCAACUGCUCGGUCUCCCAUCGCACUUCGAGAAAAGUGUCUCCGAGACGGAGUUCGUCGCCCGCAAAUGCACCAUGAUUCCGAUCGAAUGGGUGGCCAGACGAGUUGCCACUGGCUCUUUCCUCAAAGGAAUCCGGGAGUGAAAGAGGGAUUCCGAUUCAAUGACCUGAAGCUGGAGACGUUCUUUAAAGACGACGCGAACGAUGAUCCGCAGUGGACAGACGAGCAGAUUGUUUCGAACGCGCUGGUGGUGGAUCAGUUGAAGAUCGGAAGGGAAGAGAUUUCCCUCAUGAAAAAACUGACAAAAUUGGUGUUCCGAGUGCUCGAAAAGGCAUGGGCUCUGUCGGACAGCGCGCUUAUUGACAUGAAGGUUAGGAGUUUUAGUUAAAACCACUGACAAACGCUUUGUUUGCCAAUUAUCAGAUCGAGUUCGGAGUGACAGUUGACGGACAGAUUCUGCUGGCCGACGUCAUCGACAAUGAUUCGUGGAGAGUGUGGCCGGAGAACGACAGACGCCUUCAGCUGGAUAAGCAAGUUUACAGGGAUUUGAAGGAAGUCACUGCCGAAGGAUUGGCGUUGGUUCUCAAAAAUUACACAAAGGUUGGGCACUCUCAAGGAUCUCCAUCAGAACUUAAUCUUUUCAGGUCAUGGAAAUCACUUCCAGUUUUUCGAAACCCCGCCAGCCGGGCCAUGUGCUCAUUAUCAUGGGCUCUGGAUCGGAUGGCGUCUUCGCCAGAAAUAUUUCCGAUGAAGCGAACAAGUUGGGUCUCGAAACGACUCUCAAAGUGAGCUCCGCCCAUAAAACGACCUCCGACACCCUGGAAGUGUUGGCCGACUUCGAAGACAGCGGAGUGCCGACCGUCGUGAUCGCAGUGGCCGGACGCUCGAACGGACUCGGACCGGUUAUCGCUGGAAACUCGUCGCUUCCGGUAAACAAAAAUAAUUCAGAAGAAGAUGAGUAUGAACUGAUAAGAUGCAGGUGAUCAACUGUCCCCCACCGAGCGAGUCUCUGAGCCUCGACGUCUGGUCCUCCCUCCGAAUGCCCAAUGGAAUCGGCUGCGCGACAGUCCUCGACCCGUCCGAAGCUGCGCUCGCUGCCGCUAAGAUCCUGGCCUCUCACAAUCAUAUUGUGUACGGAAAGGUUCUGACGACGCAGUUCAAGAAUCAACUGAACAUUUAUGUGAGAUUUGAGUUCCAAUUCGCAGAAUUUAUAGAAUCUUUCAGAACGCGAACCGGAAACUUCAGUAG
Caenorhabditis sp. 36 PRJEB53466 is the source of this 1517-nucleotide messenger RNA. The record is from the annotation of a GenBank genome assembly. NCBI's taxonomy places the organism in Eukaryota, Metazoa, Nematoda, Chromadorea, Rhabditida, Rhabditidae.